GUGGGGACAGUGCGCAUGCGUAAUUGAUACGGCGCGUAUUAAACGCACGCGCGCGUAUACGGAAGGAGGAGGAGAAAGAGAUGUCGGAUUUGCCAGCAGGCUGGGAGAGGCGUCAGUCACGCUCCUCUGGCAAAGAGUACUACUACAACAUCUACACAGACGCCAGCGUGUGGGAAACACCCAUAGAACCACCAGCUGGACAGGUCCAGGCGUCCCACUUGCUGGUGAAGCACGCCCAGUCUCGCAGACCGUCCUCAUGGAAACAGGAGAAGAUCACACGCUCCAAAGAUGAAGCAUUGGAGAUCUUGAAAAACUUUAGGGCGAUGUUGGAGUCGAAAGAGGUCAAGUUCGCAGAGCUGGCCUCCAAGGAGAGUGACUGCAGCAGUGCUCGCAAGGGAGGGGACUUAGGGAUAUUCGGACGAGGGCAAAUGCAAAAGCCGUUUGAAGAGGCGACGUAUGCUCUGCAAGUUGGAGAGCUGAGUCAACCAGUCUUCACGGAUUCAGGGAUUCAUCUCAUUCUGCGAACUGCCUAG
Molecule: messenger RNA, 533 nt
Organism: Geodia barretti
Lineage: Eukaryota; Metazoa; Porifera; Demospongiae; Tetractinellida; Geodiidae
Source: the annotation of a GenBank genome assembly